Messenger RNA from Nasonia vitripennis (jewel wasp), 3270 nucleotides. Its product is annotated as kynurenine/alpha-aminoadipate aminotransferase, mitochondrial. Gene Ontology annotation, biological process: biosynthetic process. The record is from RefSeq and is a predicted model, not a curated record. Lineage: Eukaryota; Metazoa; Arthropoda; Insecta; Hymenoptera; Pteromalidae. The coding region runs from base 1579 to 3063 and encodes 494 amino acids. The transcript is spliced from 7 exons. Gene Ontology annotation, molecular function: pyridoxal phosphate binding; L-kynurenine:2-oxoglutarate transaminase activity.
CAAAAAAAUAAAUAAAGUGGGACUUGUAAUUAGACUGUAAAGUGAUGUAAUUAGGUGAAGCAGCAGCUGUAAUCGUUAAGCGAUAUAACUAUACCAUUUUGUAAAUAAACCAUAUUUCACAGAGCGCCAGAGGGCCGCGAACGUACAGAGCGAAGUAUAUUGUAAAAAGGAAUUGCAGAGGACACGCGCGGCUGGUUUAAUUUCUGGCAUGAGUGCGAGAACGUUUUAUGUACACAAGGGCGACAAGUAAGCGCACGGUGCGAAACGGCCUCGAAAGUUAAGGAGGAAAGACUAAGGAAUCGGAGGCACCCCGAGCGCGAUGCAGCUCAUCUGCGGGUUAUUAUUAUUCUUAUUCUUAUUAUUAUUAUUAUUAUAUGCGUAAUGUAACAGAGCUCUGUAAAUUUUUCGUAAAGGGGCUUGCUGGGUUAUUGUCGCGCACGUACCUCGUCAAAGGGAAAGUAUGUUACAGGGAAAAGUUGUCGUGGCGUGUCAGCUUGUUGGCUAAAAAGUGAAGUAGGCUUUCAGUAGAUGAUUGUAUAUUUGUUAAAAGGAAGGAGGCGUGAAAGAGAGAAAUAGCGUUAUGCGCGAGGUGCAAGCCACUAUAAGAAGCUGUCAGCUUUGAUUUUGAACUCGAUUAGAAUACAACUGUUAUAUCGGGCAAUUAUGUACGAAGGAGAGAAAAUAAAAGUUCUGUUUUCAGUUACAUACGAUGCAAGCUGAGGAAUGCCUUCUCCUCCUUUCUCGUACCUUGACAUCUUCGCGAAGAUCGCAUCUCACACUCGUAUUUUUGUAUUGUUCCCGGAAACUGUGUCGGCGUUCUUUCGUAUACGAGCGGGCCGAGAUACGAGAGCGCGUGUAUAUAGAUUCGCUGCAGCACGCGGGAGCGAAGGUCUCGUUCGACGCCGCGAGCGAACUAUACAUAAUUCAAUCGCGGCCGCCGAGCGAUUUCGACAGGCCGAUAAAGCAGCGAUAUGACAGACACGCGCACACCCGAUUCGAGCGAGAUAUAUAUAUAUAUAGCACUGGCAUGUUAUUCGACAAAACAAUAAAGCUAGCGAGAAUUCAUAAUGGGAAUCACCACAAGUAAAAGUAACUGGUGGAGCUCAAGGUGCGCAACAAUACAAUGUACUAUAUGGAUUAUACAGACUGUAAACGCGCUCGCCUAAGAUGAACAUUGAAAAUACAAUCGUAUAAAAACUGGCGUUCGCUCGAGGCGUGUUAUGACGAAUUGGAAUAAAUGUUACAAAUAUGUUUAAAGCGCUACCUCGUUUACUUUAUUUCUCUACCGCCGCCACUUGCUUUACAUUUUUAUCCGAUUGCUUUGUUCAUAUUUAUACUCAUGAUUUGCAUGCGAUGUGCACGAUUGCAAGAUAAAGCGAUAAGUGCAUCGCAGAGCGUCUGGGGAAGCAAUUAUUUUUACGUUUCUCUCAUUAAAAUCCACGUGACUCGCACGUUCUGCUGAUUUUUAUUCAACAUUGCGCUCGUAUUGAGUGAAGCAACGGGACGGGCUGGCAAAUCUUAUUGACCAAGAGAAGCGGUGACGCACCGGCCACUUAUACGAGUGUAGAAUAGAAAACGAUGGAGAGGGAAAACAACUCGUUUUGUAACUCGUCGAAAAAUAAGAUACCGCUCUCGUUUGAGAUAAAGAGAGGAGAAAGAGCCGCAGUGGAGGCCUGCGAACGUCGCGAGAGUGCUGGAGUGCCCUCAACUACAACAGCAACUAGAGCGGAAUCGAAUCUCGAAAAAUUCUGUAUAAAUAAUGCGCAAAUGGUGAGAAAAAAGUGUAUCAUGGACUACGGCAAAUUCAUGACGGAGAUCAGUAAGCGGCGGAAGCCCAAUCUCAUUCGGCAGCUCACUGAAGCCUACAUGAAGAAUCCAGACGCCCUGUUCUUCGCCGGCGGACUGCCGAAUCCCCAAAUGUUCCCCUUCAAGGAGAUUUCCGUCACCUACAGCGGGGGCACUCGGAUGAAACUGGAGAAUAAGGAUCUCGUCUCGGCCCUUCAAUACGGACAGACGCAAGGACACCCGCCGUUGCUGAAAAAGUGGCGCGAGCUCCAGUCAAAGUGGCACUCGCCGCCGUACAGCGAGUGGGACGUGCACUUCGUAACCGGCUCGAUGGACGGCUGCAGCAAAAUAUUCGAGCUGCUGAUCGAGGAGGGCAGCCCCGUGAUGCUCCAGACGCCGACCUACACCGGCAUCCUCGGCGCGGCGAUGCCGAUGCAGCCCCACAUCGUACCGAUCGAGAUGGACGAGGACGGGGUCCUGCCGGAGGACAUCUCCAAGGCCUGCGAGGAGCGGCUCAAGAGCGGCAAGCCUCUGCCCAAGUUCCUGUACGUCAACCCGACUGGCGCGAAUCCAGUUGGAACGGUCUACAGCAACGAGCGCAAGGAGGAGAUCUACAAGCUGGCCCAGAAAUACGACUUUCUCAUCCUCGAGGACGACGCCUACUAUUUCCUGCACUUCCUCGACGAGCAGCCCAGGUCCUUCCUCUCGCUGGACGUCGACGGGAGGGUUCUCAGGCUGGACUCCUUCAGCAAGAUCUUGAGCGCGGGAAUCAGGCUCGGAGUGGUCACGGGGCCCAAGCCGUUGCUCCAGAAGAUAGGACUGCACCUGGCCUGCUCCACCCUGCACCCCUCCUCGCUCUCGCAGGUGCUGGUCUGCAAGCUCCUCGAGGCCUGGAGCGACGACGACUUGAGCGCUCACUUCGCCGAGAUACGGAGAUUCUAUCGCGACAAGCGCGACCUCAUGCUCAAGGUCGUCGAGAAGCAUUUCACAGGCAUCGCGGAGUGGUCGGCACCGAAGGGCGGCAUGUUCCUGUGGAUGAAGGUCAGCGUUAUGGAGGACGUCUACGACCUAGUGAUGAAUACCUGCGUGCCCCAGGGCGUCUUCGUGCUGCCGGGUCACGCCUUCUACGUCGAGGGAACGAGCAAGCCCUGCCCUUACCUACGUAUCUGCUACAGCCAAGCUCAACCCGACGACGUGGAAGAGGGAUUAGCCAAAUUAGCAGCGCUGAUUAGACAGGUGGCAAAAAAGGGAGACGAGCCAGUGAUCAACGGAGCUUGAACAUUCGAUUCGAACAGCGCUCGCCGGAAAACAAAAAACAAACAGCUGUGAUAACAAUGCGCGUACGCACAUUCCUAGCUGCUAACCAGUCGAGUUCGGAUGAAAUUUAGUACUUAAAUCUAUUAUGAUUCAUUUACAAACUAAUUGUAGUUUGUUUUUUUUUUAUACCUGUUGUACUGUGCUGAGAAAUAAAUCGCAUUUAAUUUA